Messenger RNA from Cucurbita pepo subsp. pepo (vegetable marrow), 1918 nucleotides. RefSeq names its product plasminogen activator inhibitor. The record is from RefSeq and is a predicted model, not a curated record. NCBI's taxonomy places the organism in Eukaryota, Viridiplantae, Streptophyta, Magnoliopsida, Cucurbitales, Cucurbitaceae.
UCGGUCCCGCUCCUCUCUCUCUUCUCUUUCUCUCUCUAUCUGUCUUUCUGGCCAGCGUCUUCUUUCUCUCUCUCCGGAGGAUUAGGGUUCUUUGGUUCCUUCUGUGAUUUAUCCAAAACUCCAUUUCUGUUUGCUAGAUCAAGAUUCCCCUCGCUAAUGAUUUUUCUCGGGUUUGUAUUAGCUUAGCGUUUGUUGCUCCGUUCCCGUGCAUUUGUUGGAUGCUUCUUGUUGAUGAACAAGAUGGAUUGUUAUGCCUAGAGAAGCUUGAAUACAUAGGUCGGUCGUGAAGACGGGCAUUGUUCUUCGGACUGCUACUUCAAAUGUUGUUGCCUAUCAUCUUCUACAGAAAUUUGUGGUUAAUUUGAGUUCUAUGAAAGUCUUCCAGCCUGGGUUGUUGCCCUGCUUUUGUUUUCAUUAGAAGUGGGAAGAAAGCUGAUAAACAAUUAGUGGUCCUUAGUAUCCAUGCUGGCAGAGAGUAUGCUUGGAAUCUGUGCAUCGAGUAAUGCCCCUGACGAGAUUUGCUGCCGAUGCAUUCGGUGUGGUGACAAUUUGUUUAGUGGCCCUAUUGAUUCUUCUUGGUUUAUUGUGCAUUGUUUACUCGUGCUACUUCCGAUCUCGCAUUCAUAGUGAAGGUUGCAUUCAACUCAGUUACUUCAGUGGUCCUUGGAUAAUUCGAAUUACAUUCAUCUUAUUUGUGAUCUGGUGGGGUGUUGGUGAAAUUAGUCGGUUAAGUUUCUUGCGAGGGGAGGGAGAAUUGUUGCAUGACUUAAAAUGGCAGGAAACGUUAUGCAAAUGUUACAUUGUUUCGAACCUCGGGUUUGCAGAACCUUGCCUAUUUCUCACGCUCUUGUUUUUGCUUCGAGGGCCCCUCCAGAAUAUGGAGUCAGGAAUUCUCAGCAGAAAAUGGAACAGGAAAACAGCAGGGUAUAUUUUUCUCUACUGCUUCCCAGUGUUCGUUCUUCAGAUAGUUGUUAUACUUAUUGGACCCCAGCUAAACAAAGAUAGCAGAUAUGGUCAGAAACUACCAGAAUAUUUUACUAGUGCAGCCACCAUUGUUAAUGCAUCUAGUUCGAAAGGUGCUCGGGACAUUGCGCUCUGUACUUACCCUUUACUGAGUACUAUCCUCCUCGGCUUUUUUGCCACCGUCCUAACCAUCUACUUGUUUUGGCUUGGGAGGCAGAUUUUGAAACUGGUCAUCAAUAAGAACUUGCAGAGGAGAGUGUACACACUGAUAUUCUCAGUUUCAGGAUUCCUCCCAUUAAGGGUUGUAUUACUCGGUUUUUCUGUUUCGCGGAGACCAGAGCAGUUUUUAUUUGAAGCUCUCACUUUCUCAGCUUUUCUUGUACUUUUAUGUUGUGCUGGGCUGUGCAUAUGCAUGCUCGUGUACCUUCCAGUGGCGGAUUCUUUGGCUUUGGGCAAUUUACAGGAUUUGGAGGCGAGGAGAAGGCCGAGCAACGAUCACAAUGACACUCUUUCUCUUAUUGCCAACCAACAACCCCAUCUUGAUGAUGGCCCCUCUCAAAUGAGCUCUCCCAGAAUCUCCGAUGCCUCCUCGACGAAGAGGGGGUCGAUCUCUUUUAGAACAUUUCAAAAGGAUGGAGCUUCUGCUGGAAUGGGGACAGCCACUUUUGUGGAGCUCAGCCUUUUCUCUCCCAGCCGAGAUGCAUCGCCACCGGGGUCUCCUCCGCUGCUUGGUUGGCCCAUGCGCUCUGCUUGAGAAAUCGCCUUUAGGCUGGCUGAGUUUGUUGAAAUGAAAGCUUUGUGAUGAGAAACUGAGAGUAUUUGUCAAUUUUGCAAUGAAGAAAAGAAAGAACUGAUUGUAAAAAGGAAACAAGUAGCUUCUUCAAUAAGGAUUCUUAAUUUUGGGUUUGUGUUUUUUUUUUAUAUAUUAGAUAUGAUAAAAUUCGCUUUGUGGGGA